AUGAACACUAGUGAACAAACAGUCGACCGACCAUUUGUUACUAGCGAUGGAAAAAUAUGGCCAGCAAAUGUUUUUGUACCUUGUAAAAGAUAUUAUUGUAUUAAAUAUACUAAAGAAAUGCUUGUAUCGAAAAUUACAGAGAAAUGUUUAAAACCUGAUGAUGGGAAUUUUAUUGAUUUGUGGGUAUUGACUAGAAUUAAUCAUUGGGAUCAUGAAAUAGAGACUACUGUUUGUUUAACCGACAAAUAUUUAAUGAUUAUAAGCUUUAAUUUUAUCAAUGAAGAUUGUACUUCAAAACGUGUUCUGUUACAAUCCGUUAAAACUGUACGUGUUGGAAAUUUAAUUCAACCGAAUUGGUCUGCAUUACCCCAGCGUAACUAUGGUGGUGUUCAAAUAAUUUGGGGUGAAUUAGAAGAAAUAAAAUGGAUUGAUCGCUGGAAUCCAAUAUCUCAAGAUGUUCCAAUGAUUAUUUUACAUCAUCAUCCUUGUUUCUAUUCACUGGAUCCAUUGUCAGACAAAGAUAUGUACAACUGUGAUCUAGCUAUUUCAGCUAUUUCUAAAUCUUUGUCUAAAUAUGGUGUUCAAGUGGAAUAUGCCAACAUUCAUUUAAAUUCACAUAUCAACUUCUUCACAAUUAUUUACAAUCAAAGUAAUCUAGGCUUUUGUAAAGAUCGAAAUGGUAUUAGUUUUUAA
Messenger RNA from Schistosoma rodhaini, 693 nucleotides. NCBI's taxonomy places the organism in Eukaryota, Metazoa, Platyhelminthes, Trematoda, Strigeidida, Schistosomatidae. The record is from the annotation of a GenBank genome assembly.